AUGCAGUCCAAGGGUCGGCUCAGGGAGCACAGCGGGGAGGAUGGCCGGGUAUCUGCAGCCGGAGGACGUGCUGGAGGAGCCGGAGGGGAAGAAGCCUCGGGACCUAAGGAGUGUGCUGGUGACCAGUGUGCUCAACCUGGAGCCGCUCGACAAGGACCUGUUCAGAGGCUCCCAUCACUGGGUACCCGUCACCAAGAGACUGUUUGGUGGACAGAUCGUUGGACAAGCUCUGGUGGCAGCUGCCAGCUCUGUACCUGAGGAGGAAAACGUCCACUCCUUACACUGCUACUUCGUACGAGCAGGGGACCCCGAUAUUCCAGUGUUGUACCAAGUGGAGAGGACAAGAGAUGGCCGAAGUUUCAGUGUUCGUUCUGUAAAAGCCGUGCAGGGUGGCGUCCCCAUCUUGACCUGUCAGGCUUCUUUUCAUCGCAACCAGGAGAGCCCUUUGAAGCACCAGUUCACGAUGCCAACAGUUCCCUUCCCAGAGGACCUGCUCACUCGAGAGGAACUCAUACACAAAUACUUAAAGAAUCCUAAACUGGUGGAAAGACAUAGACAAGGCCUAACUAAAAUCCUGGCACAGGAUGUUCCAAUUGAGAUCAAACCUGUAAAUCCACCCGACAUGUAUCAACGGGUGCCACAGGAGCCACGACAGAUGUUCUGGGUACGAGCCAAGGGUAUUAUAGGUCCUGGAGACAUGAAGCUGCACUGCUGUGUAGCUGCUUAUAUUUCAGAUUAUUCUUUCCUGGGAACAGCUGCCCUGCCUCACCUUAAUCUUCGAAUGGCAUUUAUGGCUUCACUUGACCAUUCUAUGUGGUUCCAUGCUCCAUUCAGAGCGGAUGACUGGAUGCUGUACGAGUGUGAAAGCCACUGGGCUGGUAACAGUCGUGGGCUAGUUCAUGGCCGCUUAUGGAGAAGAGAUGGUGUCCUGGCUGUCACAUGUGCCCAGGAAGGCGUAUUCCAUGUGCGUGAGGAUCCGCCAAAAAGCAAGCUUUGA
Molecule: messenger RNA, 997 nt
Organism: Staurois parvus
Lineage: Eukaryota; Metazoa; Chordata; Amphibia; Anura; Ranidae
Source: the annotation of a GenBank genome assembly